GGCAUCGCACUCGAUGUGAAGCUGAUGAAAGCAAGACUCAACAGCUGGCGGAACGACAUCCAACUGUGACCUUGAGGAUGAAGGCGCUCCGUCUGCUUUGUCUGCUCGUCUUUGGAGGUCAGAGUUCAUCGGCGUGCCCCCGUCCCUGCGUCUGUCAGGGCAGCCAGGUAAACUGCAGCAACAGGUUUCUCACCUCCUCGCAGCUCCCCGCCGUCUUCCCGGCCGGCACCACCGAGCUGCACCUCCACGACAACCUGCUGACGACCCUCCCGAACGGGCUUCUGGAGAAACUCCCCUCCCUCCGCCACGUCUCCCUGCACGGUAACCCGUGGGCCUGCGACUGCGGCGUCCUCUACCUGCGAGGCUGGCUGAGACGUCGGCCGGGCGGUCCCUCGGGCCAGCCGCAGGUCAACUGCAGCUCCCCUCCCCACCUGAGGGGGAGGCUGGUGGAGUACCUGACCGAGGAGGAGUUGCUGGACUCCUGCCACUACUGGUACUGCGACCUGGCCCUGGCUUCGCAGGUGUGCGUCUUUGUGUUGGUGCUGGUGCAGGCCGCGCUGCUGGCGGCCGUCGUCGUCUUCCUGAGGAGGUUCGAGAGGCUCUCCAGGGAGGCCGCGAGGAUCAGGGAGGAGAGCCUCACGGCGGGGGAGCUGCAGAUGGAAAUGGCCGAUAUGCCUUUGAAUGACUGGAGAAGCUGAUAAUGCUGUGGUCAACACAAAAAAUAGUCAAGAAAUGUCGGACACGGGCAAACGAUUUGUUGUUAUGUCUGUGCAGAAUAUACUUUAUUGACUUGCUCCUUUACGUCGACUUAUGUUAUUGCUUUAGUUGUGGAAGUGGUUUUGUCGGUAUAUUGGUAAUCAUCAUAUUUCAUAGUGCUUGGUGUUGAAGGCAAAAAAAAAAAAAAAACGUCUAUUUACUUUAAGCAAUGUGCAGAUAAGUACUUCUACAUGUACUUAUGUUUGCUAAUGCUGGAAUACUCUGCAUCCUUUGCACAACUUUGCACAACUGUGAGCUAAAAAAAAAAAAAUCAAUUGACAGAUUGUUUUUAGUACUCAACAUGUAUGUCGUACUAGGGCACCUCCAACUACCCGACAUGAAUUCCUUGUGUGUUG
Syngnathoides biaculeatus (alligator pipefish) is the source of this 1112-nucleotide messenger RNA. It is a transcript of the gene gp1bb, whose product is annotated as glycoprotein Ib platelet subunit beta. The coding region runs from base 78 to 698 and encodes 206 amino acids. The record is from RefSeq and is a predicted model, not a curated record. The transcript has 2 exons. Lineage: Eukaryota; Metazoa; Chordata; Actinopteri; Syngnathiformes; Syngnathidae.